Dicentrarchus labrax (European seabass) is the source of this 1791-nucleotide messenger RNA. It is a transcript of the gene xpa, whose product is annotated as xeroderma pigmentosum, complementation group A. NCBI's taxonomy places the organism in Eukaryota, Metazoa, Chordata, Actinopteri, Moronidae. The transcript is spliced from 5 exons. Gene Ontology annotation, molecular function: damaged DNA binding. The coding region runs from base 152 to 979 and encodes 275 amino acids. Gene Ontology annotation, biological process: UV-damage excision repair; nucleotide-excision repair, DNA damage recognition; nucleotide-excision repair involved in interstrand cross-link repair. Gene Ontology annotation, cellular component: nucleotide-excision repair factor 1 complex. The record is from RefSeq and is a predicted model, not a curated record.
AGAAGAAGAAGAAGAAGAAGACAACAACGAAGACGGAAGCCUGCCGCUGUCAGUUUUGUAACAACAGAGCAACGCUGCUGCACUUUGAAUGGAGGAAAACACGAGUGGUUUCUUUCAGUCCUCUGUGCUGAUCGCUGUUUGAGAGGGCAGCAUGGACCCGUCAGACUCAGGGGGGCUGGAUGCUGUCGGUACCGGUGAGGAACCGAGUCCCAAACCCGAGCUUUCUGCAGCGAUGCGGGCUAAGAUUGAGCGGAACCGGCAGCGGGCGUUGAUGCUCCGGCAAGCCAGACUGGCGAGCCGCCCUUUGUCCGCUGUGGAGGGCGCAACCUCGGCCAAAGUCUCCAAGACCAUCGACUCCGGGGCCGGCUUCUUCAUCGAGGAAGAGGAGGGCGAUGUGGAAGAGCAGAGGACGAGGAAGGUUGUGCAUCAGCCAGCUCCAGUGAUUGAGCCAGACUACCUGGUGUGUGAUGACUGUCAAAAGUCUUUCAUGGACUCAUACCUCAGCAACAGCUUUAACCUGUGUGUCUGUGAUAACUGCAGAGACAAUGAGGAGAAACAUAAGCUGAUCUCCAGAACUGAAGCCAAGCAGCAUUACAUGCUGAAGGACUGUGACCUGGACAUGAGAGAGCCUCCACUCAAGUUUGUACUGAAGAAAAACCCUCAUAACCCACGCUGGGGAGACAUGAAGCUCUACCUCAAACUACAGGUGGAGAAGAGAUGUAUGGAGGUGUGGGGUUCAGAGGAGGCUCUGGAGGAGGCCAGAGAGACGAGGGAAGAAAACCGAGAGGUGCAGAAACAAAAACGCUUCAACAAGAAGGUCAAAGAGCUGCGCAGGGCGGUGAGGAGCAGUAUGUGGACCAAAGACACCAGCGUUCACCAACAUCAGUACGGACCAGAGGAGGUGGUGGAUCCAGAGGAGGACCUCUACAAGAAAACCUGCACCACCUGCGGACAUGAGCUCACCUACGAGAAGAUGUAGACACACACACACACACACAGACUGUUACAGGUUCAGCCUACAAGGAGAACAUGUUUGGUGCUUCUGGAACAACGCCUCUCACAAACCCUCUCUCCCUCCAGUUGUAUUCCGUUUUUCUUCUAUUUAUUUGUUUUUCUAUCAUAUUAAUAAAACACUCCAUCCUAAUCACAUACAAGGGGCCAAAAUCACUCUACGGCUAUUGACAGCGGUUAAACAGCUGCGUACCUCUGGUUAACUCUCUUACUGUAUAAGAGCCCUUCCAGUGAACUGACUAUUGCUACACUUCCUCCUUUUGUAGCAUAUAGAUUCCCCCUCACAGUGAGCAAAUCAAAGGUGGCACAAUACUGAAACUGAACUGUGAAUUGUGGUUCCCACUUUAUGACUCAAAUAGAUACAAGCAUUAAGAAUAAAACUCUAGUGCCUUUUAUUAAAAACUCAAUUUUGGGAUGUGCAAGGUAUUAUGGUUUAAGUUUUGUUAUUGGGGACCUCCUCCUUCCUCUCACUGUCACUCAUAAAAUCAAUUUUCAAAUUAUAAUUCAUCAUUGAACAAAGUACUGAUGCAUUGACCAGUGACCUCUGAAUGUACUGGUUAACGGUUCAGACUGAACUAAUGUUUGAUGCUGUUUGGUAUAAGCUGUAAAGAAACAAGCAGUCAUUGUCCAGAUAUUGUGACGGUGAAGGACUGGUGCUGUGGAUUUGCUCAGGAGUUUUGAUCACUUUUUAAAAGACUGAGAUCUAAAGUGUGUAAAAUGUGUUUACGUCUUUGUAAAAUGAAUUUGUUAAAAAUUCUUAUAAAAAAAGUGUUGAUUUAG